AAAUUGUUGAAUGACCACUGAUUAUUUUCUGGACCUGACUAUAUAUAAUUUCAGAAGAAACAAUGGAAAGCCAAGAAUUUAUUGUACUAUAUACUCAUCAAAAGAUGAAGAAGUCGAAAGUGUGGCGAGAUGGAAUUCUGAAGAUCACUCACUUAGGAAACAAAGCAAUUCUAUACGAUGACAAAGGAGAAUGUUUGGAGAGUUUAUUUCUUAAGUGCCUUGAGGUGAAAGCUGGAGAUGAUUUAGAAAGUGAUCGAUACUUAAUCACAGUUGAGGAGGUUAAAGUUACUGGAAGCACAGCUGUCAAACAGGAUGUUGUUAAAGAAGCACCAGCAUUGAAUUCAAAGAAGUUUAUAUCUUCUGGCCGGUCCCUUGGGUGUCAGCCUGCUGGUUUAAAAAGGAAGUUUGCUGGUUUUCAAGGACCACGUCAAGUGCCAAAGAAAAUGGUUAUUACAGAAAAUAAUGAAUCAGCUGCUUCAUUUGAAGCUAAGAAGCCUGGUCCUAUUUUUCUUUCUCCAUUCUACAGCACACCUCCUUUGUUUUCUACAGUUGGCAAGAAAGAUAUAAAUAAUAUACCAACAGACCCUGAGAACAUUGUCACUUACAAGAACAGAGAGAGAAAUGGCAUACCUUUUUCUUCACUUGUCUCUACUUCGUCCUUCAAGGUUAACCCAGAAAUGCUGUGUGAAGAAAAUUAUUUUUGCUCUCCUGUCAGUUUUGUAAAUAAGCAUUCAGAUUCUUUACUGACCAAUGAGCCCAUGAAAAGAGAUAGUUUGGUAUCUCAUUGUUCAGGAGUUUCACAAAAUAUUAGAAGCAAAGCCCAAAUAUUAGCUCUUCUGAAGUCCAAAUCAACUAGUACAUCUAAGGAACUAAAUUCUGAGAUUACAGGACAUUUCCCUCAGAUGCAACCACAAGGAAGUUUAAAAAUUCCUACUAAACCAAAGUGCUUAAUUGAACAGGAAGAGUACGCUGAGGUGAAGAGCACAGAAAGUUUACACUACCAGCAUCAAUCAGAAAAUACCAUGAGAAAUAAAAGCCGGUGGGCCAUGUAUUUAUCCUCACAGAGUUCGCCUAUACAUUCCUCUACAGUAGAUGGAAAUGAUAUAGAAAAAAAACCCAAGGCCCGAGUUGGUAAUUUAAACUUGAAAGACCUUUUGGUGCAAAAAAGGAUACAGUUCUUUGAAACAGGUGCUGAAAAUGGAAAAAACUAUAACGAAGACAAGUCAGUAGAUGAUAAUGAUCAAACCUGGGAUCAAGAAGGAAAAUUAGAAAUUCGUUCAUUCUGUGAAAGCAGCAGCUUACCAGUUACCUGUAGUAACGCAGAAAAUGAUGGCUUGUUAUCAGAAUCUGACAUUCAAGAAAAUAAUAAAAGACCUCUUAAUCAAAAUGACCAGAUGGGCAUAAAAGGAUCAAUUCUCAUUAGAAAAAAAGCUCAGGAGAUAGAUAUACAUGGAACACCAGAAAAGGAGUAUAAACAUCUACAAAUUGAAUCUUCACUAAGUAACAAUUCUGGGAUCUCUGAUGAUAAUACUGACAUAUUUUCUAAAAGUAGUACUAAUAAUGAACUCCUUAAUAAUAUUCAUGAACCUAUGAGUAAUGUAACACAGCCACUUGUGGAGGUCACAUUUAAUCUAAAGAAUUUUGAAACCAGUGACACUGAGGAGGAAUCACAGGAAAGCAACAGAAUUUCCCAGGAUUCAGAGGGUUGGGUAAAAGAAACUUUGAUCAAUGACAGCCAUUCAAGAUGUGAGAAUAUAAGCUGUCAAGAAGUUGGCAGUGAACACUUGCCCCUCUUAACGUCUACUGGGGGCAAACUAUCAGAGACAUUUCCCAUGAAAGAGAUUCUGCCAUCACAGUUUUGUGAUAAAACUUGUGUAGGUUUUGACAGAGGACCUUGGAAAGCUGGAAACACUGGAAAAGAAAUAGAGGAGGAGUGGAGUGACACAUUAAGCAAUUUUGACUCAUCUUUAGAGUGGACUGAUGAUGUAUAUGCAGAAAAUAAUGAAGGCAGUAAUAAAUCUAUUAGUGCUUCAUUCCCAAAUAAAUCUGAAAGUAUAAACACAAAUUUACAUGUUCCUCAUUUUUUAAACAUAGCCACUCAUCAGAAUACUGAAAAAAACCCAUUUACAGAACAGGCUCCGCCUCGGCCUUUUAUUAUGGGAAGUGACUUGGACAAAAAUACCAAACAGGUUUUACCAUUAACCUCUAGCAGUGACAACAGUAUCCAGCUAUUACAUGCCAGUCAGAUUCACUCUGAAGAAUGUAUUGCACUUGAUAAAUCACAUACCCAAGUUUCCAAUUCUUUGCUUUACCCUUUGGGAAAAAAACAUCCUAUUUCCAAAGACACAGAAUCACAUAUUCCUGAAUCUGAAGACUUGGGAAGGACUAGAAGUUUACCCCAGGACCAUAUUGAUGUAGAAACUGCUGGAGAAAGCAAACAAUACUGGAAUAAUCCUAGACAUUCUUCAGAACUUUCCAGAUUAGUAAAUAGCAUUUCCCUAUUAAAAUCAUUGUCUGAACACAGUACGGCUUUGGAAGGCUUGGAAGUAUUGAAAAAGAGGAAUACCGCUUUUAAACAACAAGGAACUCGUCAUACAGAUGAGCCAGAUAGCAAUCCUGAAGCUAGGAAACCAUUGACUGCAGUAGUUUCACAAGCUAUACCAAAGUCUCCUCAUCUGAACCAGGAUCCUCAACAGAUGGUAAAAGAAAAUGAAGUUGAACCAAGUGAAUCACUUCAGUCUUUGCAGUUCUUUUCCUUGGGCAGUGAAGAAGAGACUGCUUUUCUAGCUGUUAUUCCUAAGCAAAUGGAGAGAGAAACCUGUGACCCCAAGCCUGUUGAAUUUCAAGGGCAUCAAGUGAAAGGAUCAGCUGCUAGUGCUGUGAUGGUGAGAGGACAUAGCUCACAGCUUGAAUGCAGUCAGUUUCCAGAUAGCAUUGUGUAUGAAAACUGCACGACAAACAGUUGUUUUUUGACACCAGAGUUGCCUAGCACUUGUAUGCAGAUUGACUCCUUUCAGGUGACGUCACCAGAACAAAAGAUCUCAACAUUAAACCCUGUUUCUACUUUAUCUUUGAACUCAAGAGAUGAAGACUUCAUACUGGAAUUCUCUGAGGAGUCCCUGAAAGCAAGAACUUUACCUGGUGAUUUUCACUUUCUCAACUUAGACAUAAUGAAAAAAUCGAGUUCUCUGGAGGAUAAGAACCUUCAAAGGCUUUCAUUAGUAAGUGGAACCCGAGUUCCACUUAUUACUUUGCCACCUGCCAGUGGGCCACCUGAUGUAGAUUCUUGUUCAUAUGUGAUCGACUGUGACAGGCAAGAGUCUUCUGGUUCUCCUGUAUUCAACUUUUGUGAAGAGUCAGCAGUUCCUUCUUUUAGCUUUGGGUCAGAGGACCAGAGCGAAACUUCUUUCUCUAAAGAAUCUAAGGAAGUGACUCCGAGGGACGUUUCACUUUUUGAUAAUAUAUCUACUCAAAGCAAGUGGCUGAAAUAUCAAAACAUACUCCAGUGCAACUUGACUACUCCAAACAGAGUUGAUCAGAAAGUAACAGAUGGCUUCUUUGCUGAGGCUAUUUCUGGGAUGCAUUUUAGUGACACGGGUGAAAGACAGAGUGGUGCUGUGAAUGAAAGUUCUGUAGACUCUGUGCAUUUGCAAAUGAUGAAACACAUGCUUCAGCAACAGCAGCAGGAUUUUAGCAGUCAAGAUUUGGUUUCCAGAAAGAAGGCAUUUUCUUUGAAUUUAAAGCAGACUUCUAAGACUGAGGAAAUUCAAAAUGUGUUAAGAGAGUAUGCCUGCUACAACUGCAGUGUAACAGGAGAUUUUCAGGAGAUAAAUGACUCCGAGCUAUGCUUCCCAAGUGGGCAGAAAAUAAAAUCUGCAUAUCUUCCCCAAAGGCAAAUUCACAUACCAGCUGUUUUUCAGUCUCCUGCUCAUUAUAAGCAGAUUUUUACAUCUUGUCUCAUAGAACAUUUAAAUAUAUUGCUGUUUGGGUUGGCACAAAGGUUGCACAGAGCUCUUUCAAAAGUUGACAUAUCAUUUUACACAUCAUCAAACAGAGACAAACUGAAAAAUGUAGAAAAUAAUGUGCCAUCCUGCCAUCAUCGUCAGCCUGCAAAACUUGUCAUGGUUAAAAAGGAAGGUCCAAAUAAGGGUCGUCUCUUUUAUACCUGCGAUGGACCCAGAGCUGACCGAUGUAAAUUUUUCAAGUGGCUUGAAGAAGUGACCCCAGGAUAUUUAACACAGGAAAAAUCUCUACCUAGCAUGGUUUUAAAUGAUAUAAAAAGUAUUGGCUUGUACUUAAGAAGUCAAAAGAUACCCCUCUAUGAGGAAUGCCAGCUUUUGGUGAGAAAAGGGUUUGAUUUUCAAAGAAAAAAGUAUGGUAAACUAAAGAAGUUUACUACUGUAGAUCCUGAAUUUUAUAAUGAACCUAAGAGCAAACUUUAUCUUAAGCUGAGUCGGAAGGAAAGUUCUUCGACUUACAGCAAAGAUGAUCUUUGGGUGGUUUCAAAAACCUUAGACUUUGAAUUGGAUACUUUUAUUGCAUGUAGUACUUUCUUUGGUCCAUCAUCUAUCAAUGAGGUAGAGCUACUACCUUUGAAAGGUUAUUUCCCUUCGAAUUGGCCCACUAACACAGUGGUCCAUGCAUUACUGGUUUGUAAUGCUAGCACAGAGCUGACCACUUUGAAAAAUAUUCAGGACAACUUUAAUCCAGCUACUCUACCUCUAACACAGUACCUGUUAACAAUGUCUUCAUCAACUACAAUGAGCAACAAGAGAGUCAAUAAGAGAAAAUUUAUCCCACCAGCCUUCUCGAAUAUCAACACAAAAUUUGAACUACUCAGUACAGGAGCAACAUUGCAGUUAGCUAGUGAGUUAAUUCAGGCCCACAAGUUAAACAAGGAUCAAGCUACAGCUCUAAUUCAGAUAGCGCAAAUGAUGGCAUCACGUGAAAGUGUUGAAGAAGUGAAGGAACUGGGAAUUCAUACCCUCCCUAUCACGAUCAUACAUGGUGUUUUUGGAGCAGGAAAGAGUUAUUUGCUGGCAGUGGUGAUUUUGUUUUUUGUGCAGCUAUUUGAAAAGAGUGAAGCUCUUACAGUUGGAAAUGCAAGACCAUGGAAACUUUUGAUUUCUUCUUCUACUAAUGUAGCUGUUGACAGAGUACUUCUUGGGCUUCUUAGUCUUGGAUUUGAAAAGUUUGUCAGGGUUGGGAGUGUCAGGAAGAUUGCCAAGCCAGUUUUACCUUACAGUUUGCAUGCUGGCUCAGAAAAUGAAAAUGAACAAUUAAAAGAACUACAUGCACUCAUGAAGGAAGACCUGACUUCUGUGGAAAGAGUCUACGUGAGGAAAAGUAUUGAGCAGCAUAAACUGGGGACCAAUAAAACCCUGCUGAAGCAGGUCCGAGUAGUUGGAGUUACCUGUGCAGCCUGCCCAUUCCCGUGCAUGAAUGAUCUUAAAUUUCCUGUGGCUGUCCUGGAUGAGUGUAGUCAAAUCACAGAACCGGCUUCCCUCCUUCCCAUUGCAAGGUUUGAGUGUGAAAAGCUGAUUCUUGUUGGAGAUCCCAAACAGCUCCCUCCUACUAUUCAGGGUUCUGAUGCAGCUCAUGAAAAUGGAUUGGAACAAACUCUUUUUGAUCGACUUUGCUUAAUGGGUCACAAACCAGUUCUAUUGAGAACCCAGUACCGUUGUCACCCUACAAUCAGUGCUAUUGCUAAUGAUCUGUUUUAUGAAGGAAACCUCAUGAAUGGUGUUUCAGAAACAGAGAGGAGCCCUUUACUGGAAUGGCUCCCAACCCUGUGUUUCUAUAAUGUUAAAGGACUGGAACAGAUUGAAAGAGAUAACAGCUUUCAUAAUGUGGCAGAAGCUGCUUUUACACUCAAGCUGAUCCAAUCACUGAUUGCAAGUGGAAUAGCGGGCUCUAUGAUUGGGGUGAUAACAUUAUACAAAUCCCAAAUGUACAAGCUCUGUCAUUUACUCAGUGCCGUGGACUUUGACCAUCCUGAUAUGAAAGCUGUGCAGGUGUCCACAGUAGAUGCUUUUCAGGGAGCUGAAAAGGAGAUCAUUAUUCUGUCCUGCGUAAGGACCAGACAAGUAGGAUUUAUUGAUUCAGAGAAAAGAAUGAAUGUUGCAUUGACCAGAGGAAGGAGGCAUUUGUUGAUUGUAGGAAAUUUAGCCUGUCUGAGGAAAAAUCGACUAUGGGGGCGUGUGAUCCAACACUGUGAAGGGAGGGAAGAUGGAUUGCAACACGCAAGCCAGUAUGAACCACAGCUGAACCAUUUCCUUAAAGAUUAUUUUGAAAAACAAGCAGAAGAAAAACAGAAGAAAAAGAGUGAAAAAGAUAAAUCUAAAGAUAAAUCUUAUUCGCAAAAAGACAUGAUAUAGUUUGUAUUUAUAUAAUUUCAAAUUCAUUUUACACUAUACACUUGUAUAUUUUUAUUACC
Eubalaena glacialis (North Atlantic right whale) is the source of this 6436-nucleotide messenger RNA. It is a transcript of the gene ZGRF1, whose product is annotated as zinc finger GRF-type containing 1. Gene Ontology annotation, biological process: double-strand break repair. The record is from RefSeq and is a predicted model, not a curated record. The coding region runs from base 63 to 6377 and encodes 2104 amino acids. Gene Ontology annotation, cellular component: nucleus; site of double-strand break. NCBI's taxonomy places the organism in Eukaryota, Metazoa, Chordata, Mammalia, Artiodactyla, Balaenidae. The transcript has 27 exons. Gene Ontology annotation, molecular function: helicase activity; zinc ion binding.